CUAUUCCCACAUUUGUAUGGUGUUGAAUUAACGUGGGAUAAUGUCGAGGAGGUUGUUGAAGUUGUGAAUAAUCGUAAAGCUGGUAAUGAUAAUGCAAAUGUUGGGAUUGAAGGUGGUGGCAGUAGUAGUGAAGGAGUGGUCGUGAGCACAGUCGUUUCCACUGCGGCCAAUAAUUCUGGGUUGACAGUUGAGUUACAUCCGUUAACUCUCCUAAAUAUAUCCGAUCAUUAUACACGUAUCAAGAUGCAGCAGCAGAUUCAGCAUCCGCAGGUAAUCGGUGCUCUUCUUGGUUCACAAAGUGGACGCGACGUUGAGAUAUCAAAUUCAUACGAAUUAUCGUUUAAUGUGAUUAACGGACGCGUUCUUAUUGAUAAAGAGUAUUUCACAACUAAACAAGAACAGUUUCGUCAAGUCUUUCCGCAACUCGAUUUCCUGGGUUGGUAUACAUUAGGACCGUAUCCUACUCCAGAUCACAUAGAAAUACACAAACAGCUACUAGAAUACAAUGAAAGCCCCUUAUUCUUACAAAUGAAUCCACAAGAAAUCGUCACCUCAAAAAACUUGCCAAUCACCGUCUAUGAGUCAAUCAUCGAUAUUAUUGACGGCCAAGCAAAUAUGCUCUUCAUUAAAGCACAGUACAAAAUCGAGACGGGCGAGGCAGAACGUAUUGCUGUUGAUCAUGUAGCGCGUACCUCGAGUUCUGACGGUAUUGAAGGGUCAUCAUUGAUUGCGCACUUAACUACACAAGGAAACGCGAUUAAAAUGUUGCAUACUAGAGUUAAGAUGUUGCAUCGAUAUUUGGUGGACUAUAAGAAAGGCGAAUUGGAAGCUGAUCAUGAUAUACUACGUCAAAUAGCCAGUUUAUGUAAUCGUAUGCCGACAUUCGAAGGAUCCGAAUUCCGAGAAGAAUUCUUGACAGAAUACAAUGAUGUUCUGCUUACAUCGUAUCUAGCCACCAUAACAAAAGGAACCAAUUCAAUAAAUGAGACAAGUUUAAUAUUGCGACACAUAACCAAGGAAACAGAAAUCGACGUCAUCAAUCAUUUGGAUGGUGAUAGUGACAAGGGAACUGCUAUUGUUGAGUUUAGUUAG
Molecule: messenger RNA, 1092 nt
Organism: Ambispora leptoticha
Lineage: Eukaryota; Fungi; Glomeromycota; Glomeromycetes; Archaeosporales; Ambisporaceae
Source: the annotation of a GenBank genome assembly